AUGGCUGGCACACGAUUCGCCGAGGAACCGCCCCAGGUCAUCAACCAGGCCGACCUCAAGGUUGCCAACGAGAAGCUUGAAUCCCGCGACGAGGGCAACGUCAAUGGUGACACCAGCGCUAGCGAUACGGCAGCUUCCAAAGAGCACGACCAGACCAUUGACCACUCGGAGCACCUAAACGGUAAUGGCGCUCCCAAUGGCAACGGCAAUGGCGCCAAGCUCGAGAAGCUGGGUACCCACGAUAAGUACGAAAUCACCGAGGACGACUGCUACGAAGAGCUGGGCUUCUGCUUUCCCAAGUGGAAAAAGUGGUACAUCCUCACCGUCAUCUUCUGGGUCCAGGUCUCGAUGAACUUCAACACCUCGCUCUACUCCAACGCCAUUGGUGGCAUCUCCGAGGAGUUCAACGUGAGCGCCCAGGCCGGCCGCUGCGGCGCCAUGAUUUUCCUCGUCCUGUACGCCUUUGGCUGUGAGCUUUGGGCCCCGUGGUCCGAGGAGUUUGGCCGCUGGCCGGUUCUCCAGCUCUCACUUCUCCUUGUCAACAUCUGGCAGAUUCCUGUGGCCCUGGCCCCCAACUUUGCCACCAUCAUGGUCGGUCGCGCCCUGGGCGGUUUGUCGUCCGCUGGCGGCUCCGUCACGCUCGGUAUGAUUGCCGAUUUGUUUGAGUCCGACAAGCAGCAGUAUGCUGUCGCGUAUGUCGUCUUUUCCUCGGUCGGAGGAUCCGUUCUGGGCCCUAUCGUCGGUGGUUUCACUGAGGAAUACUUGAACUGGAGAUGGUCCAUCUGGGUUCAGCUCAUUUUCGGAGUCGCUGUCCAGGCCGUGCACGCCCUCACCGUUCCCGAAACACGCACCACCAUCAUGAUGAACCGCAUCGCCAAGAGACGCAGAAAGGAGGGCAACCCGAACAUCUGGGGCCCCGACGAGCUCGUCCCCUUCAAGGACCGCUUCUCGGUCAAAGAGGUCCUGACAACCUGGGUCCGUCCCUUCAAGAUGUUCCUCACCGAACCCAUCGUGCUGGUGUUAUCGCUUCUCUCCGGUUUCUCCGACGCCCUCAUCUUCAUGUUCAUCCAGUCCUUCGUCCUCGUCUACGGCCAGUGGAACUUUACCACCGUCCAGGUCGGCUUAGCCUUCAUUCCCAUCGGCAUCGGCUACGUACUCGCAUGGCUUCUCUUCAUCCCUGCCAUCAAGCGCAAUAUCAAGGAGCGUGCGGCCAAGCCCAACGACGACAGAGCCCAGUACGAAUCUCGUCUCUGGUUCCUCUUGUACACGGCGCCUUGCUUGCCAAUUGGCCUGAUUGGGUUCGCUUGGACCAUCCAGGGACCUCCCAUCCAUUGGAUCGGCUCCAUGGUCUUCGCCGCCAUCGUCGGUAUCGCCAACUACGCCAUCUAUAUGGCCACCAUUGACUACAUGAUCUGCGCCUACGGACCCUACUCUGCCUCGGCAACGGGCGGCAACGGCUGGGCCCGUGACUUCCUCGCGGGUGUCCUCACCGUCCCCGCCACGCCCUUCUUCACCAACAUCGGCGCUAGUACAGGAAAGAAUCUCGAGUACGCCUGCACGAUCCUCUUCUGCAUCUCCUUCAUCCUCGUCGUCGCGGUCUACGUCAUCUACUGGAAGGGUCCUACUCUGCGUGCCCGCUCUCCAUUUGCUCAGAAGCUGGCCGGUGCCAGAGACGACGCGGGCGGUCGUCGCGUCAGCCAUAUUGGAGGAGACAGGCGCGCGAGCGUCGCCUCUGGUGCGUCCGACGCUGAGCGUCCUGAUCGUCCGGCGUACGGGCGCUCGUACAGCCAGAACUCGCGCUUCUUUGGCGAGAAUCGGGUUACCCCCCGCGGCACCCCCAGAGGGACUCCCUCUGCUAGCAGGCGUAACAGUUAUGUCGGUACCAGACGUCAAGUUGCGAAGUAA
Colletotrichum orchidophilum is the source of this 1905-nucleotide messenger RNA. RefSeq names its product major facilitator superfamily transporter. Lineage: Eukaryota; Fungi; Ascomycota; Sordariomycetes; Glomerellales; Glomerellaceae. The coding region runs from base 1 to 1905 and encodes 634 amino acids. The record is from RefSeq and is a predicted model, not a curated record. The transcript is spliced from 2 exons. Gene Ontology annotation, molecular function: transmembrane transporter activity. Gene Ontology annotation, biological process: transmembrane transport.